UGAAGCCGGGACUCCUCGCCUUGUCUUGGGCUCAAAUGAGCUGUUUGCUGCUGUAGUGAAACGUUGGUCUUCCACCAAGCCGCCGGCCGGGAACGACGCCACAGCUCAACUUUUCCUCUGCAUGUGGUGGGGCGAACAUUUCCCUACUUUCUUCUGGAGGCGCUCCGCACUGGAGGACACCAUUUAACUGAGAAAGUCACUUCUUUAUUCAGACUUUUUACAUUUUUGAAGCACACUUUACAAGAGGAGGUGGGAGCAGAAAGUCCAAGGUGAGGGAAGUAGUCAUGCCUCAGCUCAGCAGCGGCGGAGGAGACGACCUGGGAGCCAAUGAUGAGAUGAUAGCAUUCAAAGACGAAGGAGAGCAGGAGGAGAAAAUCCAGGAGAACGCCUUCACGGAGCGAGACCUGGCCGACCUCAAGUCCUCCCUGGUGAACGAGUCGGAAAUAAAUCAAAGUCCGACCUCGGCGGCGGUCAGACGGGGACAGCAGGCCGAGCAGAGGGGCUUCCAGGACAAACACCGAGAGCACCUGGACGGAGUGUCGAAGCAGCAAGAUGGAGGCAUGUACAAGUCGCCGGCGUAUCCCGGGUAUCCGUUCCUGAUGCUGCCGGACCCUUACCUCCCCAACAGCUCCGUCUCUCCAUCUGUAAGUCGGCUCUUCCUGUUCUUAACCCUUCCUGCUGCCUGCUGGGCUCUGAUUUUUCUCCUCCUUGUGAGUUUUGUCGACCUGAGGCCAGGCUUACCGCUGUGA
Messenger RNA from Poeciliopsis prolifica (blackstripe livebearer), 749 nucleotides. Its product is annotated as transcription factor 7-like 2. Lineage: Eukaryota; Metazoa; Chordata; Actinopteri; Cyprinodontiformes; Poeciliidae. Gene Ontology annotation, cellular component: beta-catenin-TCF complex. The record is from RefSeq and is a predicted model, not a curated record. The coding region runs from base 285 to 749 and encodes 154 amino acids. Gene Ontology annotation, biological process: canonical Wnt signaling pathway; regulation of transcription by RNA polymerase II. The transcript is spliced from 3 exons. Gene Ontology annotation, molecular function: DNA-binding transcription factor activity, RNA polymerase II-specific; RNA polymerase II cis-regulatory region sequence-specific DNA binding.